Fusarium falciforme is the source of this 1797-nucleotide messenger RNA. Its product is annotated as Fluconazole resistance protein. The coding region runs from base 1 to 1797 and encodes 598 amino acids. The transcript has 7 exons. The record is from RefSeq and is a predicted model, not a curated record. Gene Ontology annotation, cellular component: membrane. Gene Ontology annotation, biological process: transmembrane transport. Lineage: Eukaryota; Fungi; Ascomycota; Sordariomycetes; Hypocreales; Nectriaceae. Gene Ontology annotation, molecular function: transmembrane transporter activity.
AUGACGGCAGCCGAGGCCGAUGGCGAAAGGGUCAAGCGACAGGGCACCACGCCAGCCACCACCGAGACCGACACCAGUUCCAAUACGGAGAAGAAACCGGAGGACUUUGCCUUCGAGCUUACCUGGGCCCGAAAAAGCGCCCACAUCGGGCCCUCCACGGCUCCCGUCUUUUACCCAGUGUCCCAGAACGGAUACCGAUGCGACGGCUACCCCGGUGAGAACAACAACACCGCCAAUGGGGAAGCCGGUACCCCGGGUUCCUGGACCCCGAAUGACAAGGACCCGUUUGAGGUGGUAUUUGACGGUGGCGAUGCCGACCCCAUGUCUCCCCGGAGUAUGAAGACGGCACGCAAAUGGUUGAUCCUGAGCGUUCUUUCGGGGGCGGGCCUGUGCUUCACAACUGCUAGCUCCAUCUACAGCUCCACGUACGCUCAGAUGGAUGCAGAGUUUAACUGUUCUCGUAUCGUUUCGACGCUCGGAAUCUCCACAUACGUGCUGGGCAUCGGUUUCGGCCCCAUGUUCCUUGGUCCCCUGAGCGAGUUCUUUGGCCGUCGCCUGAUAUACCUCAUCGCUUGGACCCUGUACAUUCUUUGGAUCAUUCCCCAGGCCGUCGCCCACAACAUCGCCACCAUGGUCGUCGCCCGCCUCUUCGACGGGCUGGCAGGCAGCGCCUUCCUCGCCGUCUCCGGCGGCACCGUCAGCGACCUCUUCAACCGCGAUGAACUACAGGCCCCCAUGCUGUUCCACUCCUUGGUCCAGUUUCUCGGGCCCGCCCUAGGCACGGUCUUGGGUGGCUUCAUCAACUCUCACGCCGACUGGCGGUGGACGUACUACGUCCUACUCAUCUGGGCGGUUAUCCAGCUCGUUCUGGUCGUCUUCCUGGUGCCAGAGACAUAUCACCCCGUCAUUCUCCGUGACAUGGCUAGGGCGAGGAGAAAGAACACUGGUGACGACCGUUGGAAAGCCCCUAUGGAAAAGGCCAACAAGUCCAUUGCCAGGACUAUCAGCCUCUCUCUCCUUCGGCCCUUCCAGCUGCUCAUCUUUGAGUUCAUGGUCCUCAACCUGUGCGUCUUCUCCGCCAUCCUCCUCGGCAUUCUCUACCUCUUCUUCGGCGCCUUCCCCCUCGUCUUCCGCAACGCCCACGACUUCAACCUGUGGCAGGUCGGCCUCAGCUUCCUGGGUAUCCUAGUUGGCACGCUUAUGGCUGGGGCUGCGGACCCGAUGUUUCACGGCAUUCGCCGCUGCCUUGUCGCUCGCCUCGAGAAAAAGACGGGUAUUCAGGGGUCCAGCGAGCCCGAAUUUCGGCUCCCACCCGCCAUCUGCGGCUCAUUCCUUGUUACCAUUGGGUUAUUCACUUUCGGAUGGACAACUUUCCCUCAUGUUCACUGGAUCGUGCCCAUCAUCGGGUCAAGCAUAUUUGGUGCAGGCUCGCCACAACUUAGUGCUGUCUCGGUUAUCAGCACCGAUGGGAAAUCUGCUGGUUUUUACCAGUAUCUUUACCUUCCUAUUGUGCUGUGCGGACGGUGUGGGGGCGGACGAAGGGUUGGGGCUGACGACGAGGCACAGGUCGACGCGUAUCCCCUCUAUGCGGCGAGCGCACUUGCGGCCAAUGCCUUUGUGCGCUGUCUGUUCGCAGCCACAUUCCCCUUGUUCGGGAACCAGAUGUACGACAAGCUCGGAUAUCAGUGGGCCUCAUCUCUCCUUGGCUUCCUGACGCUUGCCAUGCUGCCGUUCCCAUAUUUGUUCUUUAGGUACGGCAAGAGGAUCAGGGGCAACAGCAGAUUUGCCACGGAUUGA